Molecule: messenger RNA, 666 nt
Organism: Eimeria mitis
Lineage: Eukaryota; Apicomplexa; Conoidasida; Eucoccidiorida; Eimeriidae
Exons: 2
Coding region: 1-666 (221 amino acids)
Source: RefSeq, a predicted model, not a curated record
AUGAAUGGAUCCCUGCUGCAGCGAAAGCAGCAACAGCAGCAGCAGCAGCACCAGCAGCAGCUCGGCGCGGAUUCCAGCAGCAGCUUAACUGACACAGAAGAUGAGGUGCUUGGGGGAAGGGCCCCGCAGGUGCGUGCAGCAGCAGCAGCAGCAGAGGAGUUGGCUGCUCUCAUCCGCAGCAGCGCAUGCAAAGCCCCCCCUCAACAGCAGCAGCAGCAGCAGCAGCAGCAGCUGUCUCAGCAUGCUGCGCUGCUGCAGCAGUGGCCCAAGCUGCUAGAAGCAUACAGCAAGAAGCUGCUGCAGCUCGAAGAGGAAGGAACGAAAGCCCUCAGCAGCUGGCAGCAGCAGCACCUGCAGCACAGGCGCGAGCUGUACAGAGCAGCAGCGGCUGUCGCCCGCAGCAAACCGCAGAAGCUACCAACAAACAACAGCAGCAGAAACAGCAGCAACAGCAGCAGCAACAGCAGCUGCAACAGCAGCAGCAACAGCAGCAGCAGCAGGAGUACAGGGGAAAGCUGCAUGCGCAGAGAGCAGCAAAGCGUAGAGACAGCAGCAGCAGCAGCAGCAGCAGCAGCAACAGAAGGAGCAGGAACAGCAGCAGCAGAAGAGGGAAGAGCAACAGCAACAGCAACAACAGGAGGAGACGCAGAAAGAACAGGAAGAUAA